This is a messenger RNA of Lolium rigidum, 756 nucleotides long. RefSeq names its product UDP-glucosyltransferase UGT13248-like. The transcript has a single exon. NCBI's taxonomy places the organism in Eukaryota, Viridiplantae, Streptophyta, Magnoliopsida, Poales, Poaceae. Bases 37 to 756 code for a protein of 239 amino acids. The record is from RefSeq and is a predicted model, not a curated record.
GAACAUCAACCCAAGAAUUCCUGACCAAAUAGACACAUGGAGAGCACGCCGUCCGCCGACGCCAGCUCGAGCGGCGGCGGUGGAGGCGCCAACGUCCUGCUUCUUCCGUUCCCGGGGGCGCAGGGCCACACGAACCCGAUGCUCCAGUUCGGCCGCCGCCUCGCCUACCACGGCCUCCGCCCCACCCUCGUCGCGACCCGCUACGUGCUCUCCACCACUCCGCCUCCCGGCGACCCCUUCCGCGUGGCCGCCAUCUCCGACGGCUUCGACGCCGGCGCCGGCAGCAGCGGCGGCGCCUCGUCCGCGAGCAUCGCGCAGUACAUGUCCCGGCUGGAGGCCGUGGGAUCCGAGACACUACGGGAGCUCCUCCUGUCGGAGGCGCGCGCAGGGCGGCCAGUGCGCGUGCUGGUGUACGACCCUCUCCUGGCGUGGGCGACGCGGGUGGCGCGAGCGGCUGGCGUGCCCGCCGCGGCCUUCUUCUCCCAGCCGUGCGCGGUGAACAUCGUCUAUGCGGAGCUGUGCGCGGGGCGGCUGGCGCUGCCGGUGACGGACGGCCGCGCGCUGUUCGCGAGAGGAGCGCUGAGCGUGGAGCUGGAGCCGGAAGACGUGCCGCCUUUCGUGGCGCUGCCGGAGCAGUACCCAGAGUUCUGUAACAUGUCGAUCGGGCAGUUCGAGGGGCUGGAGGACGCCGACGACGUGCUCGUCAACUCAUUCCACGACAUGGAGCCAAGGGUGAACAUGUCUCUCGUAUUGUAG